GGACAAUUCACAAUCACACUCAUCUGAAAAGUGAUUUUAAAGACUAACUUGACAAAUUACUACCCCCAUUUCAACUCUUAUAUAAGAAAGAGCCAAAUGAGUGUGAUUGUGCAUGUUUUCCUUAUCUUCUGCACAUUUUAAUUAUCCCUUCGAAAUCAGUUUUCAGAUUCCAAAACAAAAAUAAGGUUUUGCAAUAGAAAUGGCAUCUGCAGUAUCAAGUCUUCUGAUGCCUUCUGACGAUGUCAAUACUGCUAUCACUGAGUUCGCUCGACGAUUUAAUCACAGUUAUUACCAACCCCUUCAAUUGGCAAUACUAAAAGGCGACUGGAAAUCAACAAAGGCUUUUCUUGAUAACGAUCCAACCGCAUUGACAGCUAAGGUUACAAUACAUGGCAGGACUGCACUUCAUGUUGCAGCUGUUGGAGCUCAGUGGAAACUUGUCGAGAAGUUGGUGCAACAUCAACAUAUGCCUGCAAAUAUGCUUGCAGAAUUGGAUUUGAUGGGUUGUACUUGCCUUCACUAUGUUGCAAUGGGCGAAAGUGUAAAUACUGCAAAGGCAUUGGUGGCUAAAAAUCCUUCUCUUACGCAAGUUACUGAUUUUAACGGAUUUACACCACUGAUCUACAGUAUUACAUCUACAAGAUGUAAAGAAAUGAUUUGGUAUUUUGUUUUGAGUACUACAGAUGAAAGUCCUAGUUGUCCAUUCUCUGGUCCGUCUGCUAGUCAACUUGUUGCUUUGCUUACAGGAGCCGGGUUUCAUGAUAUCACCAUGUAUCUUCUGCAUCGCUACCCUAACUUGGCCACUAUUUCUGAUUCAAAUGGUAGCAGCAUUAUACUUAAUGUUCUGUCAAAAUUGCCAUCUCACUUUCAAAGUGGACAAAAUAUUACCUCCUUAUUGAUAGGAAAGCUUUACAAAAGUUUCCCCCCGAAAGAUGAAUAUGGAAAUAAAAUAUGGAAUGCAAUUCAAACUCUUCGUAUGUUAUCUUUGUAA
Trifolium pratense (red clover) is the source of this 991-nucleotide messenger RNA. RefSeq lists its product as uncharacterized. The record is from RefSeq and is a predicted model, not a curated record. The coding region runs from base 200 to 991 and encodes 263 amino acids. The transcript has 4 exons. Gene Ontology annotation, molecular function: protein binding. Lineage: Eukaryota; Viridiplantae; Streptophyta; Magnoliopsida; Fabales; Fabaceae.